AUGUCGGUGCGACCGUCGACGCCGCCCCGGCAGAGUGGCGAAUCUCAUGCGGCUUCACCAUUGACCCCGGAACAGGUGAGGAGGAUAGAGAUCAACCGGCUGAAGGCAAAAGCCCUUCGCGAACAAAGAGAAGCCGAAGCUGCCACAAAACUAAACCCCCGAAGGUCAGAUACCUCAGCAACGGGUCAGAAACGAACAUUUGAUGUCUUUGCUGGCGCUCCUGCUACCCAGCGAAACGCAAGUACGCAAGCGGAUGCUGUCCGGCCGCUCGAGGCGAUUCAGCCUGCGCGAAACCUCGCAAAGUAUAUCGAGUAUGAUUUCAGUAAGAUGACGGAUACGAAGGGCGGGUUUCUGACCGCAGACGAUGACCCUCACAAUAAGGCGAUGCACUCAAACGAAUUGGAGGCAAAACCUUCCAACGUGACCCAGAGAGAAUGGGAAAGACAGCAACUCCUGAGGUCGCUGAGAAAUCAAAAAGCAGGGCCAUUUGAACCUGGAAUCAGCGCUUCUAAUGAUCAAAAAAUCAGCUCGUGCCGCGAGUGUGGCACCCUUGAAGUGGAUUGGAAAUGGCUCGAUGUGUUCGACCUUGCGGUUUGUAAUGCUUGCAAAGAGAAGUUUCCGGAGAAAUACAGCUUGCUCACAAAGACCGAGGCGAGGGAGGACUAUCUCCUGACUGAACCCGAACUAAAGGACGAAAACCUACUUCCUCAUCUCGAGAGACCCAACCCGCACAAGUCGACUUGGCAUAACAUGUUUCUCUACCUCCGCUGUCAGGUGGAAGAGUAUGCUUUCUCGGAAAAGAGAUGGGGCUCUGCGGAAGUGCUCGAUGCCGAGUUUGAGAAGAGGGAGACAGAGAAAAAGAGACGCAAGGAGAACAAAUUCAAGUCAAGACUGGCUGACCUGAAAAAGAGGACUAGAGUUGAAGCGCAUCAGCGUAGUCGCAAAGGUGGAGGAGGCGGUAAUUUUGGCGACGACCUUGGUGACGGAAAACACGCUCACGAGUUCGGUCGGCCGGUGGACAACCCAGACACCGGAAUGCCGGUCAAGAAGUGUAUCAUCUGUGGUUUGGAGGUUGAAGAACUGGAGUUAUGA
Molecule: messenger RNA, 1092 nt
Organism: Exophiala viscosa
Lineage: Eukaryota; Fungi; Ascomycota; Eurotiomycetes; Chaetothyriales; Herpotrichiellaceae
Product: XPA protein C-terminus-domain-containing protein
Exons: 1
Coding region: 1-1092 (363 amino acids)
Biological process (GO): nucleotide-excision repair, DNA damage recognition; nucleotide-excision repair involved in interstrand cross-link repair; UV-damage excision repair
Cellular component (GO): nucleotide-excision repair factor 1 complex
Molecular function (GO): damaged DNA binding
Source: RefSeq, a predicted model, not a curated record